UUAAACCUGAAAACACUUGGUAUUAGUCAUAUGUCACGGGACGCUAUUCUAAAAAUAUCAAAUUCAAAUUGCCCGUCUCCAGAUGUAGUUUGGCCUCAACCGGGCGCUGUAGCUUUAACAGAGCGCAGUGUACUCUGGGUAGUUUGUGGUAUAUGUUUUGAGUUAAGAAUUCCCAGAUGGUUGCCUCUCCCAUGGACAUAUGAGCGUAUAAACACUAUGUAUGUAGCGUGCUGUUAAUUUGAAAGUGAGUUGGCGCUGUUAUGUUUCGCCUGUUCACAUUUGAACCGCCACGAGCAGCGGAAUUUAUUAUUUAUUGUCUCUUGCAUGCGUGCAAUUAAAACGGGCUACGUUGCUAAUUUAGCUCCUUCCGCGGGCAGAAUAAGACUUUAGCCAAAGGUGCUAUCACACAGUUUGAUAAGCCAUCUUGUAGGAUGAAAGGACUGUGUAUUUGAUGUUGUAAGGCACAAUGUGAGUAAUUGUAUUCCCUAUCAAGCUUGUUAAAGUCAGGAAAUUACAGGCUAACGUUAUCCUUUGUUUCCAAUCGCAACGCUACACUGAUUGGUUGACUGGAAAGAUCGGGAAACAGCAGACCCCCCCCUCCCACCCAAAAAAUGGAUGAAAGUGCCGAAAAUGUUGACAACGACGACAUUGUCAUUAUCGUGGAAAACGAGGCGGAAAGUUUGCCAGCCGAGGAGGAGAGGCUGAAACAGCAAGGCACCUUCGGGCUCAUGGACACCUGUCCUAUCUGCAAGUUGAGCUUCCACAACAGAGAGCCCAAACUGCUGCCGUGUCUCCACUCCUUCUGCAAGAGGUGCCUCCCUGCUCCCUUCAGGAGUGCUGACCCGCGGCGUGACUCGCAGGGUCAGAUCGACAGCAACAAACCAUUGGGUGCCAUACGAUGUCCAGUAUGCAGACAGGAAUGCUGGGAGAUGGACGUGUUGGAUAACUUCUUUGUGAAGGACUCUGCCGAGGUGCCAAGUAGCACGGUGGAGAAAACCAGCCAGGUGUGUAUGAGCUGCGAGGACAACACAGAGGCAACAGGUUACUGCGUGGAGUGUGUGGAGUUUCUGUGUGUGACGUGUAUCGAGGCACACCAAAGGGUCAAGUUCACCAGGGAUCACACCAUACGCCAGAAGGAGGAGAUGUCUCCAGAAGCAGUAGGUAUGUCCACACAGAAGCCUGUGUUCUGCGACAUCCACAAGCAGGAACCUCUGAAGCUGUUUUGUGAGACGUGUGACCGACUCACCUGUCGGGACUGUCAGCUGCUUAAGCACAAAGAUCACAACUACCAGUUCUUGGAGGAUGCAUACAGGAACCACAGGCAGUAUCUGGAGAACAUGACACAGCAGUUGCAAGAGAAAAGAAAGGCCAUUGAGGAUGUGUCCACCUGUAUCAGCACCGGACUCCAGCAAGUUGACGAAAACCGGAAGUCUGUUACUAAUGAAAUAAAAAAGUCCAUCUGUAAUUUGAUUAUGGAGAUCAAUAGGAAGGGAAAGAUUCUGGUCAACCAGCUCGAGGCUCUGACUAAGGACCAUGAGUUGGGUUUGAAGAAGCAGCAAGAGGACGUCAACUCUCUGAGCAGGCACCUGGACCACGUUAUCAGCUUUACCAAAUGGGCUACAGCCAGCCACAGUGGGACAGCGCUCCUGUACUGCAAGAGACUAAUCCUUUAUCAGAUCCACUACCUGAUGAGAGCGAGCUGUAAUCCUUCAAUUGUCCCUCAGAGUUCUGUGCGGUUCCAGUGUCGCUCUGGUUUCUGGGCCACCAAUGUAGACCUCGGCUCUCUGGUAGUAGAAAGGGGCCCUGCCCGUCCGCCCAUCACCAACCACCAGGCAGGUCCCAGAGCAGAGGCACCCACUGGAGCUCUCACAGCAGCUCAGCAGAGACAGAGCACGCUGGCUCAGCUCCAGAUGCAGGUGGACAAGCUUUCCCAGCAGCCCCACAGGCAGCCCCCUCCUAACCACUGGUCCUGGUAUCAAAACGUCAGGCUCCCAGGACCUCCCGGCCCCCCGCCCCCAACCAGACCCAUCCACGGUGGGUCCUCCCCCUCCCAAGGCCCCCCAAACAUGGGACAACAGGGACGCAGAUUCGUGAACUCCCACCCCAACCCCAGAAGCCCCACAUCAUCCAUGCUGCACAACACAGGAUUCACACCUGCUCAGUCUCUGAGAGAUCUGAUCCAAAGCUCGACCUACCCUCCUAAACCCAUGGAUGUCUUGCAGGGUACGUCCCGCUACACGCAGCCUAUGUCCACUGGAGCAGCUACACAGACGUCACUACAUCAGCGGGGCCUGACGGAGUCCACCUAUCUGAAGAGGAGUGAAGCUGUUGGACCCGUCCCCUCCAUUACCAUCUCCAUCCCUAAACCCAGCUUUGCUACAAGUGGAACUUCAGCAACUGUGGACAAGACGAGCGCGCUUAAUCACGUAACAGCUCAAGCGAGGCAGAACUCCCCGUUAGCCAAGCCGUCUUCUUCAGACAGAAGCACGGGGACGACUUCCUGGAAGCCGACUUUUGAACCCCCGUCUGCCCCCCCAACCAAGCGACGAAGAAGGACGUCCCCCGGGCCCAUUAUAGUCAUCAAGGACGAACCAGAGGACGAGGAUGAAGUUCGUUUUGUGCAGUCCAGCCUGCCAGACAGCAGCACCGGGGCUCAGUCAAAGCCUCGGCAGCAGCUUAAGGCGGUUGUCCCAGCAGCAGUCCCUGUAUCUGAGUCCAAAGCUGGGAAAGAACAGCGUCCUCAACCCGCAGGGGAGCCGGAGACUGAGAAGAGAGCAGAGCCGGAGGAAGAUCCCAACGAGGACUGGUGCGCCGUCUGUCAGAACGGAGGGGAGCUACUCUGUUGUGACAAGUGCCCCAAAGUUUUCCAUCUGGCCUGUCACAUCCCCACUCUUAAUGAGUCCCCCAGUGGCGAGUGGUUCUGUUCGUUCUGCCGUGACCUCAUCUCUCCUGAAAUGAAGUACGACUGCCAGAGGAAUGAUGACCCUGCCUCUGAGGGGUUCCCACCUGUUGAUCGAAGGAGGUGUGAGCGGCUGCUACUACGUCUGUUCUGCAAUGACUUCAGCACUGACUUCCAGCAGCCUGCUACUCCAUCAGAGACAAGAAGAUACAAAGAGCUGAUCAAGACGCCAAUGGAUUUGUCAAUAGUGAAGAGGAGGCUUGAGUCAAAGUUGGGGGAAGCUGAGUGCUACAGUUGUCCGGAGGGGUUUGUCGCAGACAUCAGGCUCAUUUUUAUCAACUGUGCAAAGUACUACAAGGCGUCCUCAGAAGUGGGCAGUGCAGGCUUGUACUUGGAGGACUACUUUGAGGAGCAGCUUAAGCUAGUCUACUCAGAUAAAGUCUUCCCUGGUGGGAGGGAAGAGCAGAUGAUCCCUCCGUUGGAGGAUGAGAUAGAUGAAGAAGAGGAAGAGAUGACGGCGGAAGGAAUUGCCCCCCUUGAGGACGAUAAACAGCAAAGUCCUGUGGGAGAAGGAAUCCCACCUGUAGAAGAGGACUUGGCUCCUCUGGAAGAAGCUGCAGCACUGGCAGAGGAAGAGAAGCCAGAAACAGAGGAGGAGGCGAUCGAUACAAGCGAUAAGGGAACGGACAAAAAGGUUGCAGCCAAGGAGGAAGUCACAGCUCCUGCAGAGGAGGCAGAGCAGCAAGAGAAAAGUCCUGAGCAGGAGGUGAAAAGCUCUGCUGCUUCUGUUGAAAGUGAAACAAAAGAUGGAGAAGCUUCCAGCUCCCCAAAAGAGGAGAACCCUCAACUCUCUAUGGACAAGACUGAAGAUCCUGCUGAAACCCAGAAGAAGGAGUCAGCUCCUGCAGACACAGCCAAAGAGGAGGAGGAGGGAUAGAUGGAUUACAUUAGAGACAAACUGCUGGAUGAUUUUAGUCUUCCACAGAAGUGGCCCCAGUGGGGGCCUACCUUGCUGCAAUCAGACAUUUUUUUUGUAAAAUGUUACAUUUGCAAUAGGAAAAAAGGGUACUGUUUUACUAAAUAAAUGUAUUUAGUAGUGGCUGUGCAGUAGAUGCACAAUGAGAGGAGAAAAUGAAGCUCCUUUUGGAAAGAGGUUACAUUUUUACUGUAACACAGAAGCUUAUUUUCUGAGAUGACAACACUGAAAAGCACACAAAAGAUAUUCUUUGUUGGUAGGACUGUUGUGUAAGCUAUCGUCAAUUACUUAUCACUUGUACAUAACAAUGCCAUGAACUGAAGGCACAAAUGCAGCAAUCAUAAUGAGAACAACAAGAAAUCUUGGAUUAGAUUUGCAUGUAAAGAUGUCUUAGUAUAAAUAAUUAUGCCUCAGUUUUUGCGUUAAUAGACUUGAGCUCACUUGUGCUAGCCAUUUGACUCAUAAACAAAUGGUUUUAAUGCAAUAUUUGUUUUUUUUUAAUUCUGUUAUUAGUAUUGUAUUAAUGCUAUGAAUGAAAUCAAUAGGGCUGCUGUAUGUACUGUAGUUUUUGUACAGAAGUGCCACAUAUAUCAGUGCAAUUGAUUUAAACAGCCCCUUGACAAAUUUGGCAUUUUGAAAAUGAUGCUGCUUGGCCCUUUAAGAACAAAAAUGAUUUGCAACUGUUAUGUUUAAUUUUUGUGUUGCCAGUUUGAGGCCUCUUAUCACCCCAAAUCCUAACAGCCUUGUUGGUUUUUGUCAGGAGAACAACUCUAUAGACUCGACUGUUAUCAGUCCUAGAUAAUGCAAAGACAUGAUCAUCACUUUCUCAUCAUCAGCCUGUGACAACAGUGUGUUUUCCAAACAAGUCCUUGACCUGCUGCUGCAUGAUUAGUUUUGCAUAAGAUUAGGUGAGCCUUAUUGUUUUAGUCUGUCUCGGACUGACGUCAAAAAAAGCUUGCAGUGGCACCUUAUUUGUCCAUGGCAUUAAGGAGAAAACACUUUAUUAUAGAGGCUUCAAUCAGCUAAACUCUCCCGUAUGUCAAAAACUGACUACUCCCGUAUUCUUAAUUUGUCUAACAUCCUUUGUUUUUAUUAUUGUAUUUUAUUUAUUGAGGAUACACAACCUGUAAAUGAACUGUUGAGCAUAAAAAAUACCUGCAUUUACAAUAUUUGUAAUAAACAGGGUUACAUGUAGAUCUGA
Acanthopagrus latus (yellowfin seabream) is the source of this 5076-nucleotide messenger RNA. RefSeq names its product tripartite motif containing 24 (gene trim24). The transcript is spliced from 19 exons. NCBI's taxonomy places the organism in Eukaryota, Metazoa, Chordata, Actinopteri, Spariformes, Sparidae. Bases 612 to 3836 code for a protein of 1074 amino acids. The record is from RefSeq and is a predicted model, not a curated record. Gene Ontology annotation, molecular function: zinc ion binding; protein binding.